Molecule: messenger RNA, 1830 nt
Organism: Kwoniella shivajii
Lineage: Eukaryota; Fungi; Basidiomycota; Tremellomycetes; Tremellales; Cryptococcaceae
Exons: 6
Coding region: 1-1830 (609 amino acids)
Biological process (GO): cristae formation
Source: RefSeq, a predicted model, not a curated record
AUGGACGAUCCUGGACCUUCUUCGACAUAUUAUCGAUCUUUCGCUUCCACCGCCGAUGGACCGAUACAUCCACCUUCACCACCUCAUUCCCCGCUUUUAUCAGCGACCGUCCCCUCCCAAUCACACGAACGGGACCUGUACGGUCUCCUGAACCUGUCCAGAGAAUCAAGUGAUUCGCAAAUUCGAGAUCGAUAUAGAUCAUUAGCCACCACGUUUCAUCCUGACAGACAAAGAAAUGAUCAUGAUCGACUAAUAGCACAUAGUCAAUUCACGGAAAUUCAACGUGCUUAUGAGAUACUUAUAGAUCCUACGAAAAGGACGAUAUACGACCUGUUCGGUGAAGAAGGAUUGAAAACAUCAUGGGAAAUAGGACCUAAACAUAAAUCACCAGAAGAAUUAAAAAGGUUUUUCAUUUCGCAAAAAAAUGAAAAAAGAUCAAUGGAAAUUGAAUCUUUCAUAAAACCAAAAUCGGAUAUUGAAUUAGUGUUAGAUUCAAGAGCUGUUUUCUUACCCAGAUCGUUUUGGAAAGAUCCAUCUAUUGCCAAACAUGAUUUGGUUUCUAGGUUGGGCAGAGUCAGAACGGGAAGGAUAGUAAUGAAACAUUCUUUUGAAGCUCCUUUAUCAGAUAAAACCCAAUUGGUCAUUGAAGGUCAGGCAAUGACUAGGAACGGUAGAGGUGGUGCGAACGUUUUAGGUACAAUAAAACAUCAGUUUUCACCUAGGUUAUGGAUAGAAUUAAGUACAAGCGCAUUACAACCUAGAGUAGGCAGAUUAAAAGGUACUUGGACAAUAGAUGAAGAUCAAUAUAUAACUUGGAAUAUCGUACAACAAACUUUGGGUUCACCACCUCAAGUAGGAGUGACAUUAGGAAGAAGAUUAUAUAGUGAUAGUACUGGAUUCAUAUCAUAUGAAUCAGGAUCCUAUGCGAUCGGACCAUGGGGUGCACAAACACCUCUAUCAAUCCCUUCAUCUCUUUCAGUAGGAAUCACAAAUACGAAACGCGAUGGAUCAGGAUGGACGAUCCAAACAACAGCUGGAUUGGCUUCAUCACGUAUAGCCACCGAUUGGAGUACCAAAAUCCCCGGUGGAGUCAAAUUGAAAUUCGGUGUAGAAGCUGGAUUGAAUUCAAGUCCAGCAUUAUUCAUUAAUGCAGAAGGUAAAUUAACCGAAAAUGUAAGAGGUGGAAUUAUAUUACAAUGUGAAAUAGGUGGUGGAAUAAUCAUGAAAUUCAAGAUGAAUCGACUAGGACAACGUAUAUCCUUACCUGUUCUACUGUCUGAGCGACUGUCGCCUACUAUCCUAUUCUUCUCCACCAUCAUACCUGCGGCGACAUAUAUGGGAGCAUAUAGAUAUGUGAUCUUGCCACGUAAGAAAAGAAGGUUGAGAGAAAGGAUCCAAGAGCUCAGAGAGGAGAACAAGGACUUUAUAGGUCAGAAAAAGGCUGAAGCGUUGGAUGCUGUCUCUUUGAUGGAGAGAGAGAUUGAGAAAAAAGUCAAAGCUGAGAGGGACAGAAAUGGCCUUAUUAUCGUUUCGGCACAGUACGGUCUAUCAUCAUCGUUCACUUCUAGAGGUAUAAAAGAAUCAGAAAAGGACGAAGAAGAAAUAAUAGAUGUCACAGUACCUAUUCAAGCAUUAGUACAAGAUGGCAAAUUGUACAUACCAGGAGGGAAAGGUAAAUUCAAUAUAAUAGGAUUUUGGGACCCUUGCAUCGGUGAAAACAAGUCAUUACGCGUAAGAUAUCUGUUCAGAGGUGUACUACAUCAAGUGACGAUCGAGGAUACUACCGCGUUGAGGAUCCCUGUCAAAGCACACGCAUUGGAAGACGCAUAA